UCAACUUAAUCAUUUUCUUCUACCCAUAUAAGAAUUUCACAGACACACCAUUGUGCGUCGACAAAUUCUUCUUCUUUUAUUCUCUUCAUACUUCACUAGUUUCUAGUGUCAUACCAACCGAGCAGGAGAGGUUGAAAGGCACUUCAGCUUCAGUGUUGAAUUCUCUUUUCCCUUUUCUGUAUCCUAAUUUCUACUUCUAUUUCUAUCCAUCUAAGACCUUACUACGCCGCUUUGUUGCCAUUCUAUCUGCGACAAACACCCUCCCACCAUGGCUCGCUCUCAGAGCUACUGGGCUAUUGCCUUUGGCAUGAUAGCCUGGAGCCUUCUUCUCUUUAGCCCUCUGGCAUUCGUCGGAACUGCGAGAGCAGACGACGUUGCUGACUAUGGCACUGUUAUCGGUAUUGAUUUGGGAACCACAUACUCUUGCGUCGGUGUGAUGCAACAGGGCAAGGUUGAAAUUCUCGUCAACGACCAAGGAAACCGAAUUACCCCCUCAUACGUUGCCUUCACUGAAGAAGAGCGACUGGUAGGAGAUGCUGCCAAACAACAGGCAGCUUCCAACCCCAGGAAUACUAUAUACGAUGUUAAACGAUUCAUUGGCCGAAAGUGGAGCGAGAAAGAAGUCCAAAAUGACAUCAAGCACUUCCCUUACAAGGUGGUUGAGCAGGAUGGCAAACCCGUUGUCCAAGUCGAUUUCCAGGGCGCCAAGAGGACGUUCACCCCCGAAGAAAUAUCUGCCGUCAUUCUAGGCAAGAUGAAGGAGGUUGCCGAGUCCUACUUGGGCAAGAAGGUUACCCACGCCGUCGUUACUGUCCCUGCCUACUUCAAUGACAACCAGAGACAAGCUACCAAGGACGCCGGUAUCAUCGCUGGUCUUAACGUUCUCCGAAUUGUUAACGAGCCUACUGCUGCCGCUAUCGCCUACGGUCUUGACAAGACUGGUGGCGAGCGUCACAUCAUCGUCUACGAUCUUGGUGGUGGUACUUUCGAUGUCUCCCUUCUGUCCAUCGAAGAUGGUGUGUUCGAGGUCUUGGCCACCGCUGGUGACACCCACUUGGGUGGUGAGGAUUUCGACCAGAGGAUCAUCAACCACUGGGCCAAGAACUACAACAAGAAGAACUCGGUCGACAUCACUAAGGACCCUAAGGCCAUGGGUAAACUCAAGCGCGAAGCCGAAAAGGCCAAGCGAACCCUGUCUUCCCAAAUGUCCACCCGUGUCGAAAUCGAAGCCUUUUAUGAUGGCAAGGAUUUCUCCGAGACCCUUACCCGAGCCAAGUUCGAGGAGCUCAACAUCGACCUCUUUAAGCGAACUCUUAAGCCCGUUAAGCAGGUCCUGGAUGACUCCAAGAUCAAGAAGGACGAGAUCGAUGACAUCGUUCUCGUUGGUGGUUCCACUCGUAUCCCUAAGGUCCAGGCUCUUCUCGAGGAGUUCUUUAACGGCAGGAAGGCCAGCAAGGGUAUCAACCCCGAUGAGGCUGUUGCUUUCGGCGCAGCUGUUCAAGCCGGUGUUUUGUCCGGUGAUGAGGGUGCUACCAAUGUCGUCCUUAUGGACGUGAACCCAUUGACUCUCGGUAUCGAGACUACUGGUGGUGUCAUGACUAAGCUUAUCCCCCGUAACACCCCCAUCCCAACUCGUAAGAGCCAGAUCUUCUCGACCGCUGCCGACAACCAGCCCGUCGUCUUGAUCCAGGUCUUCGAAGGUGAACGAUCCAUGACCAAGGACAACAAUCUGCUCGGCAAGUUCGAGCUUACCAACAUUCCCCCGGCUCCCCGUGGUGUCCCUCAGAUCGAAGUCUCCUUCGAGCUGGACGCCAAUGGUAUCCUGAAGGUGUCAGCUCAUGACAAGGGAACCGGAAACACCGAGUCCGUUACCAUCACCAACGAUAAGGGUCGACUCAGCCAAGAAGAAAUCGAGCGCAUGGUCGCUGAGGCUGAGAAAUUCGCCGAGGAGGACAAAGCUACCCGUGAGCGUAUCGAGGCCAGAAACGGUCUGGAGAACUACGCCUUCAACUUGAAGAACCAGGUCAACGACGAGGAUGGCCUCGGUGGUAAGAUUGAUGAGGAAGACAAGGAGACUAUCCUCGAUGCCGUUAAGGAGACGACUGACUGGCUCGACGAGAACGCCGCUACGGCGAGCGCCGAGGACUUCGAGGAGCAGAAGGAGAAGCUCUCGAACGUCGCCUACCCGAUCACAUCUAAGAUUUACAGCAACGCGGGAGGUGCCGCGGGCGACGAUGAGCCGUCACCACACGACGAGUUGUAAUAUGUUAUUGAUAGAUAGAUCUGUUUUCCAUUAGCAUACCCGGACGCACGAAUAAAGAAAGUUAAAUGAAAUUUUUCUAAUGCCAUAAUUUUAUGGUAUUGAGAAUUAAUAAGCACGAUGAGGAUGAAGCAUAUGUGUGGCUGGUGUUUUUUUGGUGACCGAUGUGAUUGCGAUUUUUGAUAGUCUAAAUGAUAAACUUUUGUUUUGACUGAGAUCGAGUCGAAUUAUUCUCCUAUCCACAGAAAUAUGUGAUCCAUACUGUAUAUGAACUCCAUAUUAAGACCAGAGGAAGGCGGUAAUAACUAGGUAGAGAGAGAUCCAGCUUCCUUUGAACGUUCUAUUGUCUUCACAUCAUCAGUUCAAUUAACGGGCGACUAGAGAAAUCGAUAGGUUAGGUACCUAACCUAACAUAUAAAGGGCGAGGCGACUGGACGGAAUACUAGGGUUUAGUGAUGGUGUAAUAGAUGGUGAAUAUGAG
Molecule: messenger RNA, 2741 nt
Organism: Daldinia loculata
Lineage: Eukaryota; Fungi; Ascomycota; Sordariomycetes; Xylariales; Hypoxylaceae
Product: 78 KDA glucose-regulated protein-like protein precursor
Exons: 4
Coding region: 269-2263 (664 amino acids)
Biological process (GO): protein refolding; cellular response to unfolded protein; endoplasmic reticulum unfolded protein response
Cellular component (GO): membrane; endoplasmic reticulum chaperone complex; cytoplasm
Molecular function (GO): ATP-dependent protein folding chaperone; ATP hydrolysis activity; ATP binding
Source: RefSeq, a predicted model, not a curated record